Anopheles darlingi is the source of this 900-nucleotide messenger RNA. It is a transcript of the gene RpS30, whose product is annotated as FAU ubiquitin-like and ribosomal protein S30. Gene Ontology annotation, molecular function: protein binding; structural constituent of ribosome. The record is from RefSeq and is a predicted model, not a curated record. Bases 196 to 594 code for a protein of 132 amino acids. The transcript has 3 exons. Gene Ontology annotation, cellular component: cytosolic small ribosomal subunit; ribosome. Gene Ontology annotation, biological process: translation. NCBI's taxonomy places the organism in Eukaryota, Metazoa, Arthropoda, Insecta, Diptera, Culicidae.
UCGAACCAAUCUUGUUUCUGUUCUCGUGUACCCUGUUCAUCACGAAUUGCUCGCGUGCGAUCCAGUUAAUGUGAUCUGUGUGUUUGUUCGUGAGUCUGUGAAUUUCCCAACGAUAAAAGAUUGCUAACACCCCCCUCCCAAGCGUCAUUCUAGAUUUGUUUUACUCCAUCGAAACCUUCUAGAGGAAGAGUCAAGAUGCAGCUGCACGUGCGUGGCUUGAACACGCAGAUUUUGGAGGUUCGUCCGGAGGACAGCAUCCAUGAUGUCAAGCGUAUGCUGGCUGAGGCCGAGUCCAUCGACGAGUCGGUCGCACUGAGCCUCUGGUGCGAGGGUAAGCCGCUGGCCGAUGAACAGUUCGUUGGAGAGCUCAGCUCACCGGAGUUGGAUGUCACCGUCGGACUGCUCGGUGGUAAAGUGCACGGUUCGCUAGCCCGUGCCGGUAAAGUGAAGGGCCAGACCCCGAAGGUGGAGAAGAAGGAAAAGAAGAAGAAGAAGACGGGUCGCGCCAAGCGACGCAUCCAGUACAACCGUCGCUUCUCGUCGGUGGUGCAGGCUUACGGACGUCGCCGUGGACCGAACGCCAACUCGACCUAAGCAGCAGCAGCAGUCUAGGGAAGGCGACCAGCCACACACAGCAAAGAGGUUUAAGAACAGCAAAGCCUUGCCGGCCUAGGCAACCGCGAGAAUCGUUUUAAAUUAUGCUUAGCAACCCCGAGUGCUUGGUUCCCUUCUCAUGGUUGACUGGGGCGGUAAACUUUUUUUUAUUUGUUUUCACCUAUAGUACUUUUACUUUAGGUGCCCCCGAGUGUUCUGUUUUGUAGGCAUUCUGUGGUCGCACACGAUGGACAUGGUGUGUGCCGUUGCAUGAUAAACAAUAAAGUAUUAUCAGUGAAAACAGAA